AUGUCUGGUGAUAGAAAAUCCUCUAAAGCAUGGCAGUUUUUCACCGAUCUCCAAAAUGAAAAGGCUAAAUGCAAUUUCUGUCAAAAAGAGUUUUCAUAUAAAGGUGGCGGUGCUUAUAAUUUGACUAGACAUACAAAAAGUAAACAUCCGCAAGCAUUUACAGCGAUACGUGAAUGUCCAAUUGAAAUUGAAGCUUCUGCCGCAACACACAUUCAGCUUUUGCCUACUACUUCCACCGAUCCAACAGCGAUAUGUAUACCUUUUGCAUCUACUUCUACAUCUACAUCUUCAACUGCUAUCAUACCUGCAACAUCCGAACCAACUAUUCCUUCAAGUACAGAUAUAUUUAAGUUAAAAUCUGCAGCCGCUAACACCAAAUUAACCCAAUACUUCUGUAAGCCGCUUUCCGCUAAAAAAACUGAUCAAUUAAAUAAAACGCUAGUGAAGCUAUUUGCAAAAAAUUAUUUAGCCUUCCAUUUGAUCGAGUCACCUGAAUUGAAAGAGUUCAUAAAAGAACUAAACCCCGGCUACCAAUUACCUAGUCGUAAGACAUUGUCUAACGCCUUAAUGACAAAUGUGUAUAUUCAAAUCAAGGAAAAAGUAAAGAUAGAGUUGAGUCAAGCCGUGUAUGUCUGCAUAACAACUGAUGGUUGGACAUCCAAACCCAAUGAAAAUUAUUUAGCUGUGACGGUUCAUUUUUUCAAUAAUAAUGCAGAAUUAAAAUCAUUUUUACUAGAGUGCAUCCAAUUUAAUGAUAGGCAUACGGCCGAUAACUUAGCUCAAGAGUUAAGAAGAAUUGCAAGUGAUUGGGAAAUAACAAACAAAGUUGUCGCAGCCACAAGCGAUAACGCGAACAAUAUUAAAGCUGCAAUAAAAAUAAAUAACUGGAAACAAAUACCUUGUUUCGCUCAUACACUCAAUUUAAUUGUGCAGACAGCUUUAAAACAAAUAAAAGUCACUACAACUAAAAUAAAACAAAUCGUCGAAGUAUUUAAACGAAGUCCACUUGCCUCUGAAAGGCUUAAAAAUAUGCAAAAGAAGUUAGAGGAACAAGUUUUAAAAUUAAAACAGGAUGUUCCCACACGCUGGAACUCCACUUGUGAAAUGUUCGAAAGAAUAUUAAAAACAAAAAAUAGCGUUAUGUCUACACUUGCGAUUGACUAUCCUGAUGUAGACAACAUUACGUCUGAUGAUAUUCAGAUAAUAGAAUCUGCAUCAGAAAUUCUAUCAUUUUUUAAAGACGUAACGGAAGAAAUGAGCUCGGAAAGAAACGUUACGAUUUCAGAAGUACCUAUGGUUUUUUGA
This is a messenger RNA of Hyposmocoma kahamanoa, 1305 nucleotides long. RefSeq names its product zinc finger BED domain-containing protein 1-like. The coding region runs from base 1 to 1305 and encodes 434 amino acids. Lineage: Eukaryota; Metazoa; Arthropoda; Insecta; Lepidoptera; Cosmopterigidae. The record is from RefSeq and is a predicted model, not a curated record. Gene Ontology annotation, molecular function: DNA binding. The transcript has a single exon.